AUGGCAGACGACGGCCACCAUUCUUCGUGGCAUCCUGCUCUGAGGACGCAUAACAGCUCCAACCAUGUACCAGUAGUCGCUCCACAACAAGCACCUGCUCGAGCCGACCAUGAUGAUGCCGACUUCUUCGACCGCGUUCCUGCCGCCCAACCUCCGUCCAUUGCUGAAGAAGAUGCCGACCCAGAACAAUCUGCCGAGGAUACCUCCAAUGAAUCAGCCCAACUUGCUUUCGACCAGCCCGAUCCCGCGACAGAAAGUGCCAAAGCCUCCGUACCCGUCGCAGAAGAGGAACUGGACGACACACAGGUCNCAAGAGCUAGAGCCUGCCGAAUCGCCGAAAGGUCCAGCACGCCGAGCCUCUGGCCUUCGCUGAGCCCGAACGAGCCAUAUCGCAAGAGCCGGAACGUUCAUCCGUCGAGGAAGNCCUUUGGCAGCUUGGACAAGGAAGAGCAGCAUCACAUUCGAGAACAGUACGAGUACCAGGGUCAGAGUACCGCUGCCGACGACGCCGUUGACGAGAGUGACGAUGCGCCCUUGAUGCAGGAUGAGGAGAGCUUGCCCACUCCCGGCUUUGCUACAGAUGCUCCUGCCAUCAACGCCCAUGACGUUCCCUUUGAGCCCUUCCACUCGGAUCCCUCAGCAGUUGCCGCCGCCGCAGAGCACGUCUACGACAUGUCUACCGAGGACCCGUCAGUAAUCGAGCGAGAGCACGCCACACAGUCGCAAACGUUCGACGAUCAAGUCUCCGAAGUUGCAGCAAUUUCUGAGCCUUCGGAAGCGUUAGAAGAGGCCAAGGAAACCUUGCGACAAGUGGCCGAAGAGCCCAUUGAGGAGCCGACUCAAGUACAAUCCCAAACCUCGGCUGCCUUCGAAUGGGGCGACGAUGACCAGACCGAGGACUUUGGAGCUGUCGUAGGAAGCGUUCCAGCACACGAGAACAAUGUCGAUUCAGACAACCUUGCGGCUGGAAGUGGCCUUGUGGCUUCUCGGGCAACUGCUCUGGCUCAGGUUCUGCAGGAGCAAAAAGCAGAGGAAGACGGUCCUGCCGAGGGUGAGAAGAGCGAAGAGGAUCUGGCCGCCAUGUGGUCCGCUGCUUUGGAUGAUGAUGAUUUCCUCGACGACAACGCUGUUGAUCCUAGUGGCUUCUUCGACGACGACGGCGAGGGCUUCUUGGACGACUUUGACACAACUCCGGCUCCUACCACACAACAAGUCUUUAGCCCUGAGCAAGCACUCAGCCCUGGUAUUGCCCCUGUACUAGACGCCCAAGGAAACACGGUCGGUUUCACAAAGCUCGGUGGUCCCCAAGAACAGAUCAACGCGCCUGCAAACCCCUAUUCACCAGCAGCUCAGCAACCGAAUCCCUAUUUGACUCCAGCUCUGCCAUCUGUGCCUUUGUACAACCAGCAACAGCAACCCGUCCGACCAGUCCUGAACAAUGCACAAAGCUUUGCCGACAAGUCCAAGGGCGGCUACUCCUCCCCCUAUGACUUGCCCGAAGACAUUGUUCAGCCCCGUAGACGUCCUGCUGCAGCUGCAGCCCCCACUCAGUCCAACGCGCCACGUCCACCACCAAGGAGUAGCAGUAUGCAAUCUGUUCCACCCAAUGCUCCUCCACCUUUUCCCCGUUCCGCAACCGCUGCUCCUUCAGCAACCAUUUCAUCGCCUCCCAUGAAUCAAUCGCCUAGCGUCGCAACUUUACCACCCAAGCCUGCCACUGCUUCGGGCGCUGAUCGAUCUGCCUCUGGAUUUUUCGAGGAACUACCUAUGGCGCCAAAGCCUCGCAACAGACCCUAUACCCCAGCUGUGGCCGCUUCGUCUCCUGCUCAGGUCCCUGGUCAGACUCCUCCACAAGGGCCUCCUAUCCGUCCGCCUUCCCGUCCUGUUAUGCCUUCUUCCGCUGGUUCUGCAAGCUAUGGUGUCGCAGAUUUCAGGCAACCCGAGAAGCUCCCUUUAUUACCUGAUAUGCAGGCCGCUCCUCAGCAGCUGGAGCCACCUCAACUCACUGGUCCUCCAGCAACUUCAAGAUACUCACCUGUCGCUCCUCAGCAAGCUCCUUCAACAAUAGCACCUCCAGCUAGUGGCCGCUUCUCGCCCAUGCCGCCGCCUGCUCCUGCAGCAAAUUCUCGUUAUUCUCCUGCUCCACAGGCUCAAGCCCAAAACCAAGCACAGAACAAGUAUGCAACUAUGCCUGCUUCUACGCCUGUGUCAAGGCCAGUCCAGCCAUUUGCCCCUCGCACUUCGAGUCCUCUGGCUUUUCACGAGAAGCCUGCUGUUGCUGAAAUGCCACCACCACCUGUGCGUGCAGUCUCGUACNCAGCCUCCACCCCCGUACGUCAGAUGUCGGGUCUUGCUGAGGGCUUCGCGACACCACCGCGACGAGACAGCAACACCCUGGACCAGACUCUUUCUCAAUCCUAUGCCCCGCCUCCUCGCGCCAAUCCUUAUGCUCCCAUGACUUCGUCCNCCGAGUCUCGUAUCUCACAACCGUACGCUGCCAGCAAUGCGCCCGCGCCCAGUGACACCUUCUCACCACCAAGACGCUCCAAGACCCAGUCGCCGGGAACCGCUAUGAAAGCACCUCUGAAAGCUAUGACUCAAAUCGACAGGCCGACUUCUGCUGCCGGAAACAUUACCUCCNCCACAUCAUUGCAACGGCAGGACGCGAGAGCUGCUCUGCCUCCAGCUCGCCAGCAGUUCUCCUCGGAUCUCAAUUUCACUGUGCCUCAAGACGAACGAGCUCAAGAUCCGUUGGAGAGAUACAAGGGUUGUCCUGUCUUCAAAUGGGGUCCUAGCGGCUCAUUGGUGAGCUCGUUCCCCAAGCAAGCACCUUUCUAUGCUGCUGGUCAUGCUAUCCCAACCAUCAAGUGUACACCUGGCCAUGUCACUAUUCAUGAUACCAAGGUGACAUUUCCUCUGAGCGAGCGUGAUGCAAAAUUCCCUGGGCCCUUGAACAAAGGCAAAUCCAAGAAGAAGGAAGUUCUCACCUGGAUCACUGGCAAGAUUGAGGACCUUGAGAAGGCGAAUGAAGACACUCUUCAUGACUUUGGUAUGCCUGUUCAAGUAAAGAAACGCAUCGACGAGAAGGUUGUCCUCUGGAAGAUGGUCAAGCUUUUGCUCGAACACGACAACAAGAUUGAAGGCAAUACAUCUGCAGAGGACGCUGCUCGGAAGAUUCUGUUGCCGAAUUUCACACAAACAGAAGAGCCUGUGGAAGAUGUUGCUGGUGAGAACGUUUCUGGACUGUCUACCGAACCGGUCAAUGCAAAGGCCGUCGCACAGAUUCGCAAACACCUCAUGGCUGGUGAUCGCGAGAAGGCCGUCUGGUAUGCAAGUGAACAAAAGCUGUGGUCUCAUGCUUUGCUCAUCGCAUCGGUCGCCGGUCCUGAGAUCUGGAAGCAGGUCGUACAAGAAUAUGUCCGCUCGCAAGUCAAAGAUGCAGGAGAGAACUCUCAAUCUCUUGCAGCAUUGUACGAGGUCUUUGCUGGAAAUUGGGAAGAGAGUAUUGACGAACUCGUUCCACCCUCUGCCCGUGCCGGCUUCCAGAUGAUCAGCAAGGCAGGACCGAGUUCGAAGAAUCCUCUUGAUGGUCUUGACCAGUGGCGCGAAACAUUGUGUCUCAUCAUCAGCAAUAGAAGCAAUAACGAUGUUCAAGCCAUUUCAGCUUUGGGCAAACUUCUCUCUAGCUAUGGUCGCAGUGAGGCAGCUCACACUUGCUACCUCUUCGCCAAAGCUUCAGCUCACCUUGGUGGCGCUGACGAUGAGAAGUCUGACUUCGUAUUGCUUGGUGCAGACCACAAGAACCAGACUCAGGAGCUCUCAGACCUGGAUGCGAUCCUUCUUACUGAAGUCUACGAGCUCUGCGUGUCUCUUGCACCUGCUCCUGGCACAUCGCCUACUCUCCACCAUCUACAAGCAUUUAAAUAUCAGCAUGCUCAGAUACUCACAGAGCAUGGUCUACGUAGCGAAGCACUGGCAUACUGUGAUGCGAUCAUGGCUUCGUUCAAGGCAUCUACCCGCCUUUCGCCAUACUAUCACCCUGCACUACUGAGCAGUGUAGAUGACUUGCACAGAUGUUUGUCGCAAGCACCCCAAGCCAGUGCUUCUGGGGGAUGGAUUCCAAAACCGUCCAUGGACAAGGUCUCUGGUAGUAUGUGGAAGCGCUUCAACACUUUCGUCGCUGGUGAUGACGAUGAAUCAAAAGCGAACGGCUCAACUGGUGGUGAAGGCGCCCCUGCAGGACCGUUCGGGGGUAUCACUGGUGAGACACCUACAGUCAGUAGAACAGCUUCAACCACGGAUCUGUAUGGAGCAAUGUCAAUGGGAGGCAGCGUUUCGUCUGCGACCGGACAUGCCGCACCCAACCGAUAUGCACCUCCCACUCAACAUGGCGGUGCCUCGGCCUCACGCUACGCUCCAAGCAGUUCGAGUGCAUAUGCUCCAAGCAGAGGUUCAAUGGACUCCUCCCGCUCCUACGAACAAGAAAGACCUGGAACGGGCUACAGUAGUCUUGUUUCUCCUACCACAGCCGCACCUGCGCCAGUCCAGCGUGCUAGUAGCACGCCGUUCGGAGCGUACCUGCCGCAACAAGCUGGAGAAAGCCAAGCACAGCCAUCACUGGGUGUCCCUCGCCCGGAGCCAAACCGUGCUGUGUCAGACUACCGUGUACAAUACAGCCAGCCACCUUCAAGACGUGAGUCUGUUCAAUCUGGUGUUGGAUCUGAGCCUCGGUCAAGUCUUGAUCAAGGGAGAUCAGCGUAUGGCUACCAGCCCGAGCCUUCGAGACAUUCUCCUUACCAGCCGAACUCGUACACCCCGCUAUCGCCCAUCUACGGAGACAGCAAUGCUGAGGCUGCCGAGAGUGAACAGCCCUCGGCAUAUGAGCCUCACACACAAUCACCAUACCAGCCAUCUGAGCCGACUCCUGUGCAAGAGCCGCAAUUUGCUGGUUACACGCCCACCGCUCCUUCAGAUGAGCAGACGAGCCUCGGGUAUGAACCUCCGGUAUCUUAUGAACCACCUUCGUCUUAUGAGCCACCGUCAUAUGACCCCGAAGCUUCCUACGAACCUCCAUCUUCGUACGGGCCGCCUUCAGACGAGCCCCAAGAACCUCAGACAUCUUCCUACGCCCCUCCGUCAUACGAGCCUCCCUCGUCAUACGCACCUCCCACAUCCUACGAGCCUCCAACCGGCUCAUCAAGCUACGAACCUCCUACAUCGAGCUACCAGCCCUACGAGCCAGAAGCUGGUGCAGAAGGCAACGACGAGGAACUUCAAGAGAAGCCACAAAAGAAGAACUUCAUGGACGACGAAGACGACGACGAGAUUGUCCAGCGAGCCACCGCGCUCAAGAAGGCAGCCGACGACAAAGCCGCCGACGAAGCUUUCCGCAAAGCCGCCGAAGAAGACGCCAAACGCGACGACAAGGCAUCUGCUGCUGGCGACAAGAAAGGCUGGUUUGGCGGCUGGUUCGGCAAGAAAGAUCCAAAUGCUCAACCAGGGCCCAUCAGAGCCAAGCUCGGCGAACAGAGCUCCUUCUACUAUGACCCGGAUCUCAAGAAAUGGGUCAACAAGAAGGGAGGUGCAGAGGCUGCCACCCCUACCGCUGCUACACCGCCUCCACCCAGGGGACCACCUAGUAGAAGUGUCAGUGCUGCUGCACCACCCAUGUCUGGUCCGCCGUCGCGCACUUUGACACCCGCUAGUGGUCCGCCUUCCGGACCUCCAUCUGUUGCUGCUUCCCCCGCUGCACCGCAAACGGGCUUUGCUUCUGCUUCCGCGCCUCCACCGUUGGGAGCACCGCCAACAAUGUCUGGCCCGCCCAGUCGUCCCGCGACGAGUAUGAGUAAUGCGAGUAGUAUUGAUGACUUGCUCGGCGCACCCGGACCGAGAAAGGGAGGUACUGCAAAGGGCAAGAAGAGGGGAGGCAGAUAUGUAGACGUGAUGGCCAAGCCUUGA
Aureobasidium uvarum is the source of this 5958-nucleotide messenger RNA. The record is from the annotation of a GenBank genome assembly. Lineage: Eukaryota; Fungi; Ascomycota; Dothideomycetes; Dothideales; Saccotheciaceae.